Linum tenue is the source of this 962-nucleotide messenger RNA. The record is from the annotation of a GenBank genome assembly. NCBI's taxonomy places the organism in Eukaryota, Viridiplantae, Streptophyta, Magnoliopsida, Malpighiales, Linaceae.
AGUGAUAAAGGAGGGGCAUAUCUUCUUUCAUUUCUCCCCCACACAGCGAACACAAGCAGGGCGUCUCCCCCACGCAGAGCCAUUGGUGCGAAGCUAGACGUGGCGACGGCAUCAAUGUCGAAACCUUCGUUUCAGAUAAUUUUGGGUUCGGCGUCAACUGCUCGGCGACGGAUUCUAGCUGAGAUGGGUUAUGAAUUUAGAGUCAUGACUGCAGAUAUUGAUGAGAGAAGUAUAAGGAAAGACAAGCCGGAAGAAUUGGUGAUGGCUCUAGCUGAAGCUAAGGCAGAUGCCAUCAUAGCAAGACUUCUGAACACCGGUCAACUGCAGAAAGAUACUGAUAUGACCUUGUUGAUUACUGCAGAUACGGUGGUGGUAUAUAAAGGAGUGGUGAGAGAGAAGCCGACCAGUGAGGACGAAGCACGGGAAUUCAUAAAAGGCUAUUCCGGUGGUCAUGCUGCAGUCGUAGGAUCUAUACUUGUAACCAAUCUCACUACAGGUUCAAGAAGGGUCACUUGGGAGAGAGCAGAGGUAUAUUUCCAUGAGAUACCCGACGAAAUCAUCGAUAGCUUGAUCGAGGAAGGAAUAACUUUCAAAGUGGCUGGAGGUCUGAUGCUGGAACAUCCAUUAACAUUGCCCUUUGUUGAAGCAGUGGUUCGCCUUUUAAUUUUCCCUUUCAGCUUUCUUAUCGGAAAUACCGACACUGUGAUGGGGCUUCCAAGUGCUCUUACCCAGCAAUUCAUUGAUGAAGUCUUGCAACCUCUGAAGGCCUAACUCAGGUUGGAUUAGGAAUUUGGAUAAUGAGAGAUUUGGGCCCAAUUUUUAUUAGUAGAAUUUGAGUAAAAAGUGAUGUUUGGAAGUGGAUGAGUUUCUAAUAAAAGAACUCAAAAGUUUGUUCCCUUUUUGUUUCCAUGAUAAAAGUUAUCGAAAUAAAAAAAAAAUUAUAACGUUCGGUUAAGAAGCAC